AUGCAAACGUCUCACUUCUCCAGACCUUCGCCGCGAGGUGAUUGCGUUGUAUAUCUGCGGGAAACGGGCAUCUGCAAGCAAAAUCUGCUCCGACGAGGACCGGCAAUUGCCAAUACAACAGCCGCCUUCCACCACACCAAAGUCACAUCGCUACGAUGGUCCGAGGAUGGAUCGCAAGUCCUCAUCGUCUCGGAUCGCGGAGUAAAGGUGAUUGACGUGGGAAUCCUGCUCGACACGGCGCUGCUCAACAAUGGCAGCGGCGGUCUGGGUAAAAUCGUCUCGGCGGAUUUCGUGGGAAAUGAACAUUUGCUCGCAGUCUGGGAGUUUGGCAAGACGAAAUUGUGGCAUGUUUUGAGUGGGAAAGCUGUGGACUUACCAGAUCUCAAGACGAUUUGCGAAGGACGGGCGUGGCAGACGAGACCUGGUGCUGUUAAUGGAGAACUGCGACUGUUCGCCAUGCUGCAUAGAAUGGGCGCUGAAGACCAUCUCGGUUUGAACUUUUCCUCUCUGACGCAUGCUCUGCCGCUCAUCAAGCUCCCCACGAACGAUGCGCAAUCCCUUUCUUGGUCACCAGAUGGGAGGUGGCUGGCGAUUUUGGAUGUUCCAACAGCAAGUCCUUGCUUGCACAUCUUCACUCCGGACGGUCAUGUUUUCCGAUCAUACCCUUCGGCGAAGAACACUGAUGCUGGACUUGGUAUCAAGCACAUGGUCUGGUCUUCUGAUGGUCUUCUGCUGGCGCUGUCCAAGUUCGACGGCCGGGUCGAGCUUCUAAACACCAAGACGUUCACGCCUCUCGCGGUGAUUGAGCAUAGUACUACGAUUGAUCAGAAAUCACUCCCCGUGGAGUAUCAAGCGCGAGUCUGGCAGCAAGUCGUCUCGGCGGCAGCUGUACGCACCUACACGGAACCGCCACAGCCCAUCUCGCCUCCCUUGUCUCGAGCAAAGCCUACCACGGAGCCAAAUGAGCUCGGUGUUGCAGAGCUCUGUUUCAGCUGCGACGGCCGCUUUCUCGCGACUCGAGACUGUCGAAUGUUGAACACGAUCUGGGUAUGGGAAGUCUCAACACUUGUCGCACAUUCGGUAAUCAUGCAGCAUGGCAAUGUCCGCAAGCUGCUCUGGCAUCCCACUGAGCCAUCCCUUCUGCUCAUAGAUUGCGCAGAGGGAAUCGCGACAGUGUAUGAUGUAUCCACCGCAGAAGAACCAAGAAUGUUCUMAACAGCCGCAAGACCGCUGGCAAGAUUAUCGUGGAUCGCAACGCCGCGAGGCGGCAAGACGACGAUCAUGGCGACUGAGAAGACAGCCUUCAAGCUCAUUUUCCCGGAUGGUCAGGAUGAGAGCGAUGUUCAGGAGCCCUCUCCAACCACCAGCGGUGCGGUGUUCGACGAAGGAGCAAGCGAAGACUCACUCUUCGAUGUCCUGUCUGGUCGGAAACCACUUCCGCCGAAAACCAAUCCUUCAUAUACAGAGAUGAUGGAUCUGGACAUGGAAGCGGAAGACACGGUCGAUGACGAGCAGUUGGAAGACACCUUCCGGGAGAAGCGCAAAGCAGCACUGAGCGAUCCUCUCGAUGAUAGCGAAUUCUUCUGA
This is a messenger RNA of Ramularia collo-cygni, 1587 nucleotides long. RefSeq lists its product as uncharacterized. The record is from RefSeq and is a predicted model, not a curated record. The transcript has a single exon. The coding region runs from base 1 to 1587 and encodes 528 amino acids. Gene Ontology annotation, molecular function: protein binding. NCBI's taxonomy places the organism in Eukaryota, Fungi, Ascomycota, Dothideomycetes, Mycosphaerellales, Mycosphaerellaceae. Gene Ontology annotation, biological process: microtubule anchoring at mitotic spindle pole body; mitotic sister chromatid segregation; protein localization to mitotic spindle pole body. Gene Ontology annotation, cellular component: microtubule organizing center; MWP complex; mitotic spindle.